AUCUGUCCCUUCCAGCUCACAAACAUCUUCUACUACACUCACCAGCACCAUGAAGAGUUCCACUGGAACCACGCCAACGGGGACACCCUCCCACUCUACACAAACAACCACAACUUUAUCUCCUACAGCCUCGAGUCAGAGCACAACUCGAGCCUCAUCUACUGGUCCCAACACCUCUUCAGUCACUCCACCUAAACACACAACCACUGCACCCAUUUCUAGACCAUUCACCACAACUACAAGCACAACUAGCACAACCAUUCCCCAAACUGGUUCUGUCCCUACAGGGACCACCAUAAAACCUACAGGCCCUAGCACUGCUGGGAUAAUGUCAACAACUGGCACACAAUCAGGCACACACACACAGCACAGCACAACCAUGCCUUCCUCUUUCCCGACAUCCACCACUCUCCCUCACACAACAAUGACCACCUCAUCUGUCCCUUCCAGCUCGCAAACAUCUUCUACUACACUCACUACGGCGACCGUGAAGGGUACCACUGGAACCACGCCAACGGGGACACCCUCUUCACAUACAACCACAACUUUAUCACCCACAGCCUCGAGUCAGAGCACAACUCGAGCCUCAUCUACUGGUCCCAACACCUCUUCAGUCACUCCACCCAAACACACAACCACUGCACCCCUUUCUAAACCCAUCACCACAACUACAAGCACAACUCGCACAACCAUUCCCCAAACUGGUUCUGUCCCUAUAGGGACCACCAUAAAACCCACAGGCCCUGGCACUUCUGGGAUAAUGUCAACAACUGGAACACAAUCAGGCACACACACACAGCACAGCACAACCAUGCCUUCCUCUUUGCCGACAUCCACCACUCUCCCUCACACAACAAUGACCACCUCAUCUGUCCCUUCCAGCUCACAAACAUCUUCUACUACACUCACCAGCACCAUGAAGAGUUCCACUGGAACCACGCCAACGGGGACACCCUCCCACUCUACACAAACAACCACAACUUUAUCUCCUACAGCCUCGAGUCAGAGCACAACUCGAGCCUCAUCUACUGGUCCCAACAUCUCUUCACUCACAAACAUCUUCUACUACACUCACCACGGCCACCGUGAAGGGUACCACUGGAACCACACCAACGGGGACACCCUCCCACUCUUCACAAACAACCACAACUUUAUCUCCCACAGCCUCGAGUCAGAGCACAACUCGAGCCUCAUCUACUGGUCCCAACACUUCUUCAGUCACUCCACCCAAACACACAACCACUUCACCCCUGUCUAG
Antechinus flavipes (yellow-footed antechinus) is the source of this 1258-nucleotide messenger RNA. Its product is annotated as mucin-5AC-like. Lineage: Eukaryota; Metazoa; Chordata; Mammalia; Dasyuromorphia; Dasyuridae. The record is from RefSeq and is a predicted model, not a curated record. The coding region runs from base 50 to 1258 and encodes 402 amino acids. The transcript is spliced from 2 exons.